Molecule: messenger RNA, 7470 nt
Organism: Alligator mississippiensis (American alligator)
Lineage: Eukaryota; Metazoa; Chordata; Crocodylia; Alligatoridae
Gene: BTD
Product: biotinidase
Exons: 4
Coding region: 3476-5029 (517 amino acids)
Molecular function (GO): hydrolase activity, acting on carbon-nitrogen (but not peptide) bonds, in linear amides
Source: RefSeq, a predicted model, not a curated record
UGCUAGGUCCCUGGAGAGCCAGGGGGGCUGCUGUGCCCUCUUGCUGCCUUUCCUCCGAGAUGGAAUAGUCUUAGUUUGUGCAUUGAGGAUUGCUCCCUUGAGGAGCAACCACUCUUCCUGAACUCCCCUCUCCCUGUGGUCACAGUCCCUUAGGGCCUCACUGACAAGCAUCCUGAGCUUGUCAAAGUCGGCUUUCCUGAAGUCAAGGACUUGCGUGUUGCUGACUGACUUGCCAGCUUUUCGGCGGAUGGUGAAGGUGCUCAGCUCGUGGUUGCUGUCAUCCAGCUUCCCAUCGAUCACUAGGUCGCCAACUAGGUCAUCCCCAGUAGCCAGUACCAGGUCAAGCAGCGCUUUGCCUCUCGUUGGCCCAUAGACUUCUUGAGUCAGGUAGAGGUCAUCCACGCACGAGAGGAAGCUUUGAGACCGCUCAGAUUUUGCUGAGCGAUCCUCCCACGAGAUGUCCGGGCAAUUGAAGUCACCCAUGACAACCAUGGUCCUGGAGCAUGCGGCCUCAGCCAGUUCCCGGGCAAACUCCUGGUCAAGCUCAGGACUUUGGGUGGGAGGUCUGUAGUAGACUCCUACCGUUGUGUCCCCUGUGCCGUGUUCCCCACGGAUUUUAACCCAGAGGGUCUCCAGCCAUCCACGCUGGUCACCAAUAUCGGCUUGCAGGGACGUGUAGCUUUCCUUAACAUAGAGAGCUACACCCCCGCCCCUUUUCUCUACACAAUCCCUCCUGUACAGGGUAUAGCCGUCUACACCUGUGGUCCAGUCAUGGGUGGAGUCCCACCAGGUCUCCGUUAUCCCUAUGACAUCAUAAUUAUUUGCAUUAUUGAUGAGCUCCUCCUGCUUAUUCCCUGAGCUCCUGGCAUUUGUGUACAGGCAAGCAAGUGCCCCCUGGGGGGCUCCUUCCUUGCCCACAGAUUUUACUAGGGCUGGGGCAGGGGUGGGCUCCCUUAAGUGCCUUGAACUGCUGGCUUUGCAAGGAUUGCUCAGCGGGCCAGCAGUGGCAGUAGUGCCCCUGUCCCCCAGCGGGCUUAGUUUAAAGCCCGGUGGAGCAGGUCAUCCAGUCUGGCUGAGAAGAGCCUCCUCCCUAGGGGAGAGAGGUGGAGGCCAUCUCUUCCCAGCAGCUUGCUGCCUCUCUCGCCAAAGUGCGGGCUGUGGUCAUGAAAGCCAAAGCCUUCCUGACGACACCAGCGCCGCAGUCUUUGGUUGACCACGUGGAUCCUCCUCUCCCUCCUCGGCCCAUAGCCUGAGACUGGGAGGAUCGACGAGAACACCACCUGUGCGCCCAGACCCUUUAGACCCAAAUCCCUGUAGCGCCUCUUGACCCGGCUGGGAGCACUCCGAGCCGUGUCAUUGGUGGCCACAUGAAUUAAGAGUAUGGGAUAGUGGUUUGUGGGUUUGAGGAGCUCUGGGAUCCUCUCCGCAAUGUCCCGGAUGCGGGCCCCCAGGAAGCAGCAGACUUCCCAGGCUAAGGGGUCAGGGCGGCAGAUUGCCCCCUCCGUCCCCCUCAGAAGGGAGUCUCCCACAACAAACACCUUACGUUUUGUCUUGGGGAGAGCAGGGGCGGGAGCUGCAGUUGGGCCCAUGUUGCCUGUGGGAGCCGGCAACUCAGCAGGCUCUGCUGGAGCAGCAGGAGGUGCAUACCUGUUGCUCAGCUCCGGCGGGGCAGGGGCCUUGGUGCGGUGGGCCUUAGGGCCUUUGACCACCGUGGUCCAUGCCCCUGGCUGGACAGAGCGGGAGGUCCCGGAGUCCUCCUUUGGCCUGGAGGGAGACUGUGGUCUACCCUCCGCCUCCCGGGGGAGAAGGGCCUGGCAGUAGGAGUCUGUCUCCUGCUCGCAGUCCCUGAUGGCAUGCAGUCUCUGGACUGUGGCCUGGAGCUCCUCCAGCUGGCGUGCCAGAGACCCCAAAUGGGAGCAGACCCCACAAGGGGAGGUCACCAUGCUCCCAGGCCUCAGAGCCUGGAAAAGGGACAGGCAGCCCCCGCAGCCGAGAGCCACGUUCUGAAAGUAUAGGAUUGAUCACAGGUAAGUCACUUAACAUCUGUAACUAUCAGUUUCAUUUGUGUGUAAAACGGGGAUACCUUCAAUUCAAAGGUGAAGCUAAAUCAAUGUUUGAGACUUUAACUAAAGGCAAAACAAAAAAUGGAAAAUAUUAAUAAAAAAGUGGAAAUACAUAUUACCAAUAAAGGGUACAUUUGUAGCAUUGUGCCAAUCUAACAAUUGCCUUUCAUUUAAGAUGGAUAUGAGUAAGCAACUGAACUCAUAGAGAAGUAGGUAACUGAAAUAAUUUCUCAGACAACAUAGGCUUAUAUAUCACUUAAAAGUAAAUGCGUCAUUGGCAAGACUUUGAACUUGCCUGGGUAGAGGAAAAGUUUGGAAGUGAAAGAUGAGAAACAUGAAGAAAGGAAUGGAGAAAAGAAAGCUUUGGUAUAGCCUGGAUAAACGAGUAUAACCGAGGUCAAGCUUUGAGUGAGUGUUCUGGCAGGAGAAGAUGCUGAUUGAAUGAACCUUUGUCUUGUGGUUCGAGUUCUCCUGUGCAUGGUCUUAUUCUUUUACAUAAUUAAAUGCAUCUAGUUCCCCUGUUCUUCCUAGGUCUGUAACUACGUCUGAUAAAUUCUCUUUGCUCCACAAGUCUGCUGCCCGCUUCCCUUUUAAGGAUCACCUUUGAGGUUGCCAUAAAGAGGGAGAGCAGCUGUUUUCCCUCACUGUGUAGAGCUGAAUGAGAAGCAAUGGCUUCAAAUUGCAACACAGUAGAUUGAGAUCAGGUAUCAGGAAGAACUUCAUUACUGUUAGACUAGUGAAACAGUAGAAUAUGCUGCUCCAGGGAAGCUGUGGAAUUGUCUUCUUGAAAAUCUCCAAAGAUGAUGUUGGGGAAGAAGCAUUAGAUAGAUGAGGAGUAAUGUUCCUACAUUCAGGCAAGGGGUUGGACCAGAUGACUCUUGGGUCCCUUGCAACCCUAUGAUUUUAUGGUUUACAUCACUGGGUUAAAUAAAUGUAAAUGGUAUUUAGCUUUGGUAGCAUCUGGUGCCUUCCCAGACUUGAACAAGGGUUUUUUGUUCAAAAAUUCAUUUAAUCUCUCUUCCCAACUGUAGAGUUGGUCCUAUAAAAGGUACGUACGCCAAACAAAUCUUUGGAACAUUAUAGCUACAACAAUACUACAGUGCUGCUUCAGGAAAACAGGAGGUGGUAUUGUUGUUGUAAAUGAAUAAAAUUGCUUCAAAUAAUUUCUUUCCAUCAUUUUUUUCCCUAGCUGGAGCUACCUACAAAACCCCAAAUAUUGGCAAGUUACUUGUUCUACAGGAGUAACACUGGCUUAAAGCAACAGGUGGAGGUUCCCUAAGAAAGGCUGAGAAAGAGCUUGCAGACAAAAGUGAAAUCACUUAUGGAGAAAUAAACAUCUCAAUAGAUUGAGAAGCCUUGUAGUAACACUCCUAGUCCAGACUGGUGAGAGACCAGCUAGAUCCACUGCAGACAUGUUGGAAGCCCUUUGUGAAUUAAUUUUGGUUUUUUUCUGCUAUCAAGUUGAUUCAGUAGAACUUCAAAGAGAGGGACAUUAUGUUGCUGCUGUGUAUGAACAUGAAUCCAUACUGAGUCCUAAUCCAACAGCCCUCACUGAUCGACAGUCUGCAUUAGAACUAAUGAGAAGAAAUCUAGACAUCUAUGAAGAACAAGUAAUAGCUGCAGCCAAACAAGGGGCGAAGAUUAUCGUCUUUCCUGAAGAUGGAAUCCAUGGCUUCAACUUCACCAGAAAGUCAAUUUUCCCUUACUUAGAAUUUGUUCCACAUCCCCACUCCAUGACAUGGAAUCCAUGCAGACAGCCACAUCUGUUCAAUGACACAGAGGUUCUUCAGCAACUGAGCUGCAUGGCAUUGAGAAAUAAAAUAUUCCUAGUGGCAAACAUAGGAGCUAAGCAACCCUGUGAGCACAGUGAUGUACGCUGCCCACCUGAUGGCAGAUACCAGUUUAAUACAGAUGUCGUGUUCGAUGACAGUGGUACGCUGGUAGCUAGAUACCGCAAACAAAACCUGUAUUUUGAGUAUUCUUAUGAUACCCCAUCAACAGUUGAUUAUUCGAUUUUUGAUACACCUUUUGCUGGCAAGUUUGGAAUAUUCACUUGUUUCGAUAUACUCUUCUAUGAGCCUGCAGUGAGACUUAUCAAGCAGUACAAUGUGAAGCAGGUUGUGUAUCCAACUGCAUGGAUGAACCAGCUCCCGCUCUUGUCUGCUGUGGAAUUUCAGCAAGCUUUUGCAACUGCUUUCAGCAUUAAUAUUUUGGCAGCUAAUAUCCACCACUCCACUUUGGGUAUGACAGGCAGUGGCAUAUACACUCCGUCAAAGUCUUUCAUUUAUCAUGACCUAAGAAGUCACAAUGGCAAGCUCAUAGUAGCAGAGAUCCCUGUGAUUACACCUGAUCGUGAAGCCAGUUGGGAGAGCAGUACAAAACAUGGGGAGACCACAGAUCUACCCAACAAAAAUUUUGCAAGUCUCCCUCUGAAUGAUCAAGUUUGUCAUAAAACGAAUCAAGAAGCUCAUUGCACGGUAGCAGGUAAAGCAAAUGAAGAACUCUUGCCAGUAUUUUAUUCAGAGAUGAUGUAUGAUAAUUUCACUUUUGUUCCUGUAAGGGGACAAGAAGGGAAGGUCCAGGUUUGUGCCAACUCCCUCUGCUGUUCCUUACGUUACCAGAGGCCUGUUUUAUCUGAUGAAGUGUAUGCACUGGGAGUCUUUGAUGAGCUUCACACAGUGCAUGGCACAUACUAUGUUCAGGCCUGUGCAUUAGUGAAGUGUGGUGGCCUCAGCUAUAGCACCUGUGGGCAGGAGGUCACAAAUGCAACUGCUCUGAUACAUUUCCAGCUAUGGGGAAACUUCAGUACUUCCUAUAUCUUUCCUCUACUGCUGACAUCUGAUGUUACAUUGGACUUUCCUGAUCACUUGGGUUGGAAAAACAACUACUAUUUCAUGAACAAAAAUGGAUUAUCCUCUGGCUUAGUGACAGCUGCUCUAUAUGGACGAUGGUAUGAGAAGGACUAGCACAGAUAUCUGAUCCAACCAGAAAUCAUCUAAUCAGAAUUUUCAGUUUUGACACCUACACUGAGUGGCCUUAAUUUCAGAGAUGCUAUACACCUGCAUCCCUCAAGACUUAAUUUAUUGACACUGAAGAUACAAUUCUAUUAUUAAGCAUCCACAUUAGAGAAUAUUGACUGAACGCCUUUAUCUUCAGAACAGGUCAUAAACCCAGGGUCUCUACCUUGCUAAAAUAUCACCUACUAAAAACAAAACCACCUUCUCCCUCAGAACAAGAGACCAUAUUUAAAUUUGACAAGAGAUUUUUUUAUUAUGAAAAUGAGGCCCUUCCCAUAAGGUAUACUUAAGACGUGAUUAACCAGUUAAUCACAUCUUUAGUCAUAAUAACCCAGCCACACACUAAAGCAUUUAAUGGUGGCAUAAAACAAGGAAUAAGUUGUAAAGUUAUACCACAAAAAAUGUCCAAUAACUUGGUGGCUGGUUCCUGUCAUGCCGUUAAUUGAACGUGUGGCCAACUUGCUCCUUGCCAGUGCACCAGCAAUAAGGCAUGAUGGGAUCUGAAGCUCAAUCCCACAGUCAUGCCUCUUGCCAUGUGUGUGUGGCAUGGCAGGAAGCCAAGUGCACAUCUAGUAAUAGAGCUCAUUUUGUUUUAAAUUCUAGAAAAGCAAUACAUUUAGGGAUUUUAAGUAUUUUGGAGUGCUUUCAGGGAGGAUUUUAAAAUCUGUUAUUGACAGGUUUCUAACAGGUGUGAUCCUUACAGUUCUGAAAGGAACAUCUGAAGUUCAUUAUCAUAUUAUGCAAAAAUAUACACACACAUUAAUACCAAGUACCACAUUCCAUACAAGCAUAUAAAUUCUAAAACUAGAUACAGCAGCGUAGCCAUCUUUGGCUAUCCAUGGAGACCACAUACCAUAUAGCAAAUGUAAACCUAGUUUAUCAUUAGCUAUAAACAGACUACCCACUGUAGCAGCAGACCCGAUUCAUGAAGCCAUCUAUGCACAAUAUUCAAUGAAUCCACAAAAUACUGUGGGUUCAUGACAAAGCUGAUCGGCACGGCAUCUUCUCUUCUCUGUCCUCCUAGUAAUAAAGUGUUGAUGCUGAGAAGCUGACAUGCUGAACUUUCAGUCUGCUUUCUAAGUGAAGAGCACCUUUGAACAAAGACCUUCACGUUUUCUUACACAAAGUCACGACUAUGAGAUUUGACGCAGUUUUACUGGGGCUAAAGUAAUAUUCAGCACAUAAAUGAGUACAUCUCAUUUUCAGCAAGUACCUGACUUGGUUAGUCAUAAACCAAGGAUCUUGAAACUGCUUUAGCAAAAGAUAAAGCUAUCUAGGCAGGCAGCCCCAAUACUUAAAACAGAAUAUUGUUGGCUAGGUAGCUUCUACUAAUUAACCUUAGGAAGUUACAGUAGCCAUCGCAGUAUUUGUAAGUUCUGCUUCUGCUCUACUAACUUACCUGUCUGGCUGUGACAACUAGGCACCAAAGAUAUGAACACAAUGGAUCUCUUGGCCUUGCAUGAAGCAGAGGGUUUGAAGUGAUCUUUCUGAAGUGAUUCUAACAUGGCAGCUGAGGCUGGAUGACAGAACCAAGAGAGAAAAAACAUGUUUAGAGUUUGGCUGACUUGGGAAAGAAGGAAUAAUAAUAAAUGGAAUGAUGCCAAAAUAAUAGUGUAAGUACCAAAAUAAACUGUAAGAUUUUUAAUAACUAUCAAUUCUCACUAUGUAAAAUAGCACUUAGUGAGACUCAGGAAAAGCAUAACAAAGGAUGAUGAGCCAACUGAGCUUGUUCUUUCAGCAGCCACAAGGAAUUGCAAGGUGCUGAUCCUUCCUUCAGACACUUUUAUGCCUUGAGUGGCUGAAGCGUGGACAGCAAGUCUGCGGCUGGUAACAAGCAUGACUAGUGAUUGGAACUCCGGUCCAUUUGGUAGCAUAGAAUUUGGGGCUUUAAGUUAUAUUGUAUCGAUAGUUUUAAAUGGCAGCAUGCCCUCAAACUUCACUCUGCCUUGAGUUUCAUACUGGAACUGAAUGGAUUCUAAGCUAAGUGGGAAUGAAAACUUACCUGAAAACUAAAAGCUUCCCGAAGCCUUUUCACACCUGUAUUUGAAUCCACACAGCAGUUUCUUUGGUACUUCCAUCUGAGCAUUAUUGAAGAAAAAUGGUGAGCUGAAGAGGUCUUCUCUUUUCUUGAGCACCUAAUGGCAUUGCAAUGAUUAUAAAUUUGAUUCAAAGAGCCCCAUUAAGGCUGUGUAUUAUUCAGGUUAUCAUUUUUACAAUUACGUGCUCAAAUGCUUCAAGGAUCUCUCUUACCACCUGAGUUUGAAAAAUACCGAGAGUAAGCAAAUGCAUAUUAUAAGCAACCUCCUUCACAGAAAAUGAAGCAUAAUGUACUGGGAGCCUGAACAAUGGCCCUGUUGCUGUAUUUUUGAAGUAAAACCUACAAACCUAGA